Messenger RNA from Chroicocephalus ridibundus (black-headed gull), 1837 nucleotides. Its product is annotated as zinc-binding protein A33-like. Gene Ontology annotation, biological process: protein ubiquitination. The record is from RefSeq and is a predicted model, not a curated record. Lineage: Eukaryota; Metazoa; Chordata; Aves; Charadriiformes; Laridae. Gene Ontology annotation, molecular function: protein binding; metal ion binding; ubiquitin protein ligase activity. Gene Ontology annotation, cellular component: cytoplasm. The coding region runs from base 111 to 1394 and encodes 427 amino acids. The transcript has 7 exons.
CGCCGGGAGGGGCGGGGCGGAGGCGGUGAGUCGGGCGGCAGGAAGCUGCGCGGUGGCGGCGCUGCUGCUGGUGGGCCGUCGGCGGGACGCGGAGGGGCCGGGAGCCCGGGAUGGCGAGCAGGAGCCAGGAGCGGAGCCUGUGGGAGGAGCUGACAUGUGUCAUCUGCUGCGACCUCUUCAGCGAGCCCGUCAUGCUGGACUGCAUGCACCACUUCUGCAAGGCCUGCAUCCAGGGCUACUGGGAGAGCAGCACCCGCGUCCCCUCCUGCCCCCAGUGCCGCCAAGAGUUCCCCAGCCGGGCUUUCCGCACCCACUACCUGCUGUCGGGGCUGGUGGAGAAGGUGCGGCGCUGUAGCUCUGCAGAGCACCAGUACAAGAUGCAGAAGCACCUGGAAGAUGCUUUGCAAGCUCGUCAGAAGGAGAUGGAGAACUUCUUGCAGAGGAAGCAUGCGACACAGGAAAAUAUCUGUGGCCUGACGAAGGUGUCCGGGGAGCUGAACAUCAAGAUCCGCGCAGAGUUUGCCCGCCUUCAUCAGAUCCUGGAGGAGGAGGAGAGAGCUGUGCUGGUAGAGCUGGGCGAAAAGGAAGAGCAGUCCCUGACACGCCUGCACGGGGACAUCCACCAGCUGGAGGAGGGGGUGUCGGUGCUGCAGAGGGACAUAGAGCGCAUAGAGCAGACCCUGAGCAAGGUGGAAGAAGUGUCACUGCUGGAGGUGGAGAGCCUGGAUAUCAGGCCCUCGGUGCGCAUUGAGACCCAGCCUGCCUUCAACCUGGAGCACUACAGGGACAGCCACAGCGGCCCCUUGCAGUACAUCUUCUGGAGACGGAUGCUGCGCUCCAUCUGCCCUGCUCCUGCCCCGCUCACCUUCGACCCUGAGUCAGCUCACCCCAACCUGGUCUUCUCCAGAGACCUGACAGCGGUGACAGAGGGGAAUCGAGCCCAGCCCGUCCCCAGCAGCCCCCGGCGCUUCCGUCAGUGCGUCAAUGUCCUGAGCUCACAGACCUUUGACAGUGGCCGGCACUACUGGGAGGUCUGGGUGGGCAGCAAAACAAAGUGGGACUUGGGGGUGGCCGCCGAGGCUGUGGACCGGGCGGUGAAGGUCAAGCUGUGCCCAGAGAAUGGCUACUGGACGCUUCGCCUGCGGAACAGGACGGAGUACUGGGCCACUGCCACCCCCUGGGUGCGCCUGACUCCCCGUCGGCCCCUCCGGAAAGUGGGGGUCUUCCUGGACUGCCAGGAGGGCACCGUCACCUUCUUCGAUGCUGGGAACAUGUCCCACCUCUUCACCUUCCACCAGGUCUCUGCAGAGAAAUACUGUCCCUUCUUCAGCACCUGCUUCAGCGACGGGAGGGACAACAUAGAACCCAUGCGCCUCUGCCACCUGGCCCUGUGAGGGACGAGGAGGAGCAGGGUGCUUUGGGGACACCAGCCUGGCUCCUUGUCUCUGCCAGCUGGCUGCCUGGGGCCAUGCUGGAGGCCAGUUCUGCACACACGGACCUGGUGGGUGUUGGAGGGGCUGUUUUGGUUUUUGCACAGUUCAGUAACGGCAGCCCCAGGGCUGCAGUGGAGGUGGCUGUAGGCUCCUUGCACCUCCUGUUUCUUCAUGCUGCCACCCAUAAACCCUGUGGAGGAGGGCAGUGGGCCCGGAGCACCAUCAGGUGCCUCUUGACGCUCAGCCCUGCGUCCCAGCCGUGGGCUUCAUCUGCUCGAAGAGCUUCAUGGGGAAGGGCUCCGGGCCGGCGGCAGAGGGAGCUCGGUGCACGCCAUGGGACCCACUGCAGCCCUGGGACUGCGGCGCUGGCUCCCUUGUACGCAAUCACUAUUAAAGCUCAUUAG